Molecule: messenger RNA, 1405 nt
Organism: Dermacentor silvarum
Lineage: Eukaryota; Metazoa; Arthropoda; Arachnida; Ixodida; Ixodidae
Product: aminopeptidase N-like
Exons: 14
Coding region: 401-1405 (334 amino acids)
Biological process (GO): peptide catabolic process; proteolysis
Cellular component (GO): cytoplasm
Molecular function (GO): metalloaminopeptidase activity; peptide binding; zinc ion binding
Source: RefSeq, a predicted model, not a curated record
GUGUGGUCCGAGCCAUCUUUUCACACUCGGGCAGAGUUUGUCCUGCAGACCGCCAACACCUGCCUCCAACUUUAUGAGAAGUAUUUUCAGACGCGCUACCCGCUUCCUAAGCUAGAUAUCGUAAUAACGCCGGCCGGAGGGGAGCCAUGUGAAAGCGAGGGCAUCGUGUUCCUCCCUAGUUCACACAUGACGCGUUCCAACCUUUCCUUGGAUGCGAGGAAGCAGGCCGAGUCGAGCAUUUACAGACACGUUUUAAAGCAAUGGAUUGGCGGCCUCGUCAGCUUCCAUACCUGGAGAGAACUGUGGCUGGAUGCGGCCCUGGAGGCUUACAUACUCUACGCGCUAGCCAGAAUGCGAAAACACCAAGUCCGCCGAGGAGGACGACAGGUUUGAAAUAAAGAUGCAACAGAUGCUCAGUCUGGAAGCAUCUCAAGACAUCCCUGCUCUCUCCAGAGAAAAUUCCUUGCUGGACACCGAUGCAAGCUUACCUGUGCGCAAGGGAGAACUGCUACUCCACAUGUUUGACAGUGCUGUCGGUUCCAAUGGCAUUCGGAACGCCCUGCAGGAGUUGAUGGUGAAACGGAAGCACCAAACUAUUACUGAGCAGGAUCUGUGGAAGGAACUUUCCAAUGUGAACAACGAGAGCUUUCCUGGUGCCCACUUGGCCCACGCGUGGACCCACAGUGCCGGAUUUCCGUUGCUGACGAUCAGCCGAGCCUACGGCCAGAGGGUCGCGGUCGCACGCCAAGAGAGAUACGGACAAAAUGCAUCGCAAACUGUGUGGAGUAUCCCGGUAACCUACACUGACGGAACAAAGAUGGACUUUGACAACACGGGCAGCAUUUUUUGGCUGACGACCAAAGAAGCCAAGCUUCCUAGUGCUCCAAAAGAUGACGACUGGCUGAUUGCGAACCUGCGUGGCUGUGGUUACUACCGAGUCAAUUACGACCCCAGGAACUGGAACCUCAUUACCAUGGAGCUGAACACAUACCACACGAAUAUUGACGUUGUCAACCGGGCCCGGAUAAUUGACGACGUCUUCGAGUUGGCUGACCUCGGCAUUGUCCCGUAUGGCACGGCUCUCCAUGCGUCCGAGUACCUGCGGCGGGAGAAGGAGACCCUGCCGUGGACGACGGUGCUCAAGCGCUGGGAGUACCUCGAGGCUAUGCUCGGCACCGGAGUGGUGCUCGAGAAGUGGAAGCUCUUCAUUAUUCGGAUUCUGAUUCAUCACAUCCACAGCUUCAAAUGGUCUUACACGCAAGAAGAUAACGACAAAAGGCAGCUGAGGAUAAUACACUACGCGUGGUCCUGCAGAUACAAGUACGGGCCGUGCCUCAUUGAGGCGAGGCACGCCUUCGAGACUUACAAGUCGUCCCAGCCGACUUCCGAAGCCGUGGAUCUUUAG